GUAGCAAAUCAGCAAAAAACCCGGAAAAUGUCAGAUAAUCCGUUCGCCGACCCGUUUUCGGCUCCACCACCACCGCCAGCAGCAGCAGCAGCAGCAUCAAAACCCACUUCAGGAGGUACAAUUGAAACAGAAGAUUUCAAUCCAUUCGCGAAUAGAGCCGGCGGCUCAAAUGCUCAACCAACCACUCAUCAGUCAACCGGCUCACUGGGCAACAAAUCCGCCGGAAUGGACGAUGAAUUGUUCAGAAAACAGCAAGAUUUGGAGCGCCGUGCUCAGGAGCUCCGAAUGAGAGAGGAAGAGCUUGAUAGACGACAGAGAAGUGCAGCAGGUGGCAAUAAUUUGAACACAAAUGCUCAAAACAAUGCUCCACGCCCACACAAUUGGCCACCACUUCCAACAAUAAUUCCAAUUGAGCCAUGCUUCUACCAAGAUAUUGAAGUGGAAAUUCCCGUCCAAUUCCAAAAGACUGUCACAUUCGCCUAUUACGUAUUUCUAAUGUACGUACUUGCGUUGGUUGUCAACGUGUUGGCCUCGUUGUUCUAUAUGAUAUUCGCCGGCGGUUCAAUCGGUCAACUAUUUCUCGCGUGCAUUCAGCUGGCUCUAUUCUCGCCGUGCUCAUUUCUUUUCUGGUUUCGUCCGGUUUAUAAGGCGUUCAGAAAUGAUUCGUCAUUCAAUUUUAUGGUCUUCUUCUUUGUUCUCUUCUUCCAUUGCAUUUUCACGUUUGUUCAAACUCUCGGCUUAUCCAAUUAUGCUUGUGGAUGGAUUAAUGCUCUCGAUACUUUUAAUGUCUCCGUGCCAAUCGCCCUUCUCAUGCUUAUCUCGGCCAUCACAUUCACCGUCGCCCUCACCGGAAUGGUCACCGCCCUUGUAAAAGUGCACCGCCUGUAUCGUGGAGCCGGCUUCUCCAUCGACAAGGCUCGUCAGGAAUUCACAAAUGGUGUUAUGUCGGAUGCUGGUGUACAGAGAGCCACUCAGGCAGCAACUCAGGCAGCCGCCGGAGCCGCCUUCAAUCAGGCGACUCAAGGACGAUUCUAAUUGCCUAUUUUUAUGUAUUCAUUUCUAUCAACAACAAAAAAAACGUUAUAUUUUUCACGUGGUGCCAGGGGCUGUCCCAUUACGGUUUGAUCUACUAAAAAUGUAGGAAUUUUUUGCCCAAAAAAAUAUAAAAAAUGUGACGUCAGCACGUUCUUAACCAUGAGAAAUCAGUUGAAAGCUCUGCGUCUCUUCUCCCGCAUUUUUUGUAGAUCAGCGUAGAUCAAGCCGAUAUGGGACACUCUCUUACCCAUUUAUUUCCCCCUAUUUUCCCUUCGAAAUCCAUCCGAAUUGUUCAUAAUUUAUUUAUUUUUGCAGUCCACCUUUCCAUCCCAAGCACAUAAAGUUGAGUGAAAAAUUAUAGAUU
This is a messenger RNA of Caenorhabditis elegans, 1399 nucleotides long. It is a transcript of the gene scm-1, whose product is annotated as Secretory carrier-associated membrane protein. The coding region runs from base 28 to 1035 and encodes 335 amino acids. Gene Ontology annotation, cellular component: membrane. Gene Ontology annotation, biological process: protein transport. The record is from RefSeq and is marked reviewed. NCBI's taxonomy places the organism in Eukaryota, Metazoa, Nematoda, Chromadorea, Rhabditida, Rhabditidae. The transcript is spliced from 5 exons.